ACAUGAAGCUCAAGAUCUGAACCUGCUAUGACUGACCCAGACGUCCUCACUGAGGUCCCAGCAGCUCUCAAACGCCUUGCCAAAUAUGUGGUGCGUGGCUUUUAUGGCAUUGAACAUGCUUUGGCUCUGGACAUUCUCAUCAGGAACCCCUGCGUGAAGGAAGAGGACAUGUUAGAGCUCCUUAAGUUUGAUAGGAAGCAGUUGCGGGCUGUCCUCAACACCCUCAAGGGUGACAAGUUCAUCAAAUGCAGGAUGAGGGUAGAGACGGCUCCAGAUGGCAAAACCACCCGACAUAACUACUACUUCAUCAACUACCGCCUUCUUGUUAAUGUGGUGAAGUACAAGCUGGACCACAUGAGGAGGAGGAUUGAGACGGAUGAAAGAGACUCCACCAAUCGCGCCUCUUUUAAAUGCCCCAUUUGCUUCAGCACUUUCACAGACUUGGAGGCCAACCAGCUGUUUGACCCCAGGACAGGAACUUUCCGCUGUACUUUCUGCGAGACUGAAGUGGAAGAAGAUGAGUCGGCAAUGCCCAAAAAGGAUGCAAGGACACUCGUGGCAAGAUUUAAUGAGCAGAUUGAGCCCAUCUAUGCGCUGCUUCGUGAGACAGAAGAUGUUAACUUAGCCUAUGAAAUCCUUGAGCCAGAACCCACUGAGAUUCCUGCCCUGAAGCAGAGUAAGGAACGCGCAGCUGGUGCUGGUUCGGGGACGGCAGCUGGCCUUGCAGGUGGACACCAUCGGGAAGCAUGGACUACAAAAGGACCAUCAUAUGAGGACUUGUAUACCCAGAAUGUUGUCAUCAGCAUGGAGGACCAGGAGGAUCUUAACCGGCCUGCAAGUGAAGGAAAGCCGGCCAGAGAAAGACCAAUUUGGCUACGGGAGAGCACAGUGCAGGGGGCUUAUGACCCUGAUGAAAUCAAAGACGGGGCCCGGGAUCUGGAUGCUUUCCAGGAGCGUGAGGAGGGCCGGGCAGCUCUGGAUGAUAAUGAGGAGGUGAUGCGUGCUCUGCUUAUCCACGAGAAGAAGACACCUUCUGCUUCAACAGUCACUGUUGGAGGUGCCGCUCCUCUCUCCGGUGCCAAUGCUAGUGACUCUGAGAGCGAGACAAGCGAGUCAGAGGAGGAAUCUCCUCCCCGCCCUCCUACCACAGCCACCACAACAUACGGGCUGGAGGAUGAGGAGGAGGAUGAAGAGUUUGAGGUGGUGGCAGAAGACCCCACUGUCAUGGUGGCUGGGCGGCCGUACUCUUACAGCCAAGUGAGCCAGCGCCCUGAGCUGGUGGCCCAGAUGACGCCAGAAGAAAAAGAGGUUUACAUAGCCAUGGGGAGACGCAUGUUUGAGGAUAUGUUUGAUUAA
This is a messenger RNA of Pterocles gutturalis (yellow-throated sandgrouse), 1356 nucleotides long. RefSeq names its product general transcription factor IIE, polypeptide 1, alpha 56kDa (gene GTF2E1). The transcript is spliced from 4 exons. Gene Ontology annotation, cellular component: transcription factor TFIIE complex. Lineage: Eukaryota; Metazoa; Chordata; Aves; Pterocliformes; Pteroclidae. Bases 28 to 1356 code for a protein of 442 amino acids. The record is from RefSeq and is a predicted model, not a curated record. Gene Ontology annotation, biological process: transcription initiation at RNA polymerase II promoter; transcription open complex formation at RNA polymerase II promoter.